Molecule: messenger RNA, 1313 nt
Organism: Phoenix dactylifera (date palm)
Lineage: Eukaryota; Viridiplantae; Streptophyta; Magnoliopsida; Arecales; Arecaceae
Product: cyclic pyranopterin monophosphate synthase
Biological process (GO): Mo-molybdopterin cofactor biosynthetic process
Source: RefSeq, a predicted model, not a curated record
AUCAAUCAGGUUGGAUCUGAGCCAUCGUAUCUCCGUCGUUAGGGUUGUGCGAUGCUUGGGGGUUUCGCAGGUGCCUGCGAUCUAGAAAAAGCCAUCGUCCCCCAUCCCCGCAUCAGUCCAAAGUCCAAACCCUUCCCUCCCACCCGUUCCGCUUCCCAGAUCCUCCGGCAAGGCCGGCCUCGUUUUGGUCUCCCCCGGUGUUCGGCAGGAUUCCGUCCACCCAAUUUGGCGGAGAGCGAUCUCUCUCUCUCUCUCUCUCUCUCUCUCUCUCUCUAAAUCUAAUAGAGCAUUGUUGGAAGCUAGAUAGAUUUUGUUAUUGCCGUUUCGAGUAUUUGUGCGACUUAGCAACUGAGAGUCCAUCAUUCUCUAGGGAGACGCUUCAUCAGUAAUAGUAGUUAUGAUCUUGCAAUAUCCGAGCUCAAUAAGGAAAUGAAAUCAAUCUUUGGUGAACCUCCAGAUGGUUUCAGUUCAAGUGCUUCUCAAGAGUCUCAUUUCAUUCCCACCGGAUCUGGUGAAAGCCAUCAAGGUCUCAGUCAUGUUGAUGGUAGUGGGCAGGCCAGGAUGGUGGAUGUUUCCUCAAAAGAAGAUAGCAAAAGAGUCGCUGUGGCUGCUUGCAAAGUUCUUCUAGGCCAAAAGGCAUUUCAUUUGGUUGCUUCUAACCAGGUAGCAAAAGGAGAUGUGCUGAAUGUGGCAAAGAUUGCUGGAAUUAAUGGAGCAAAGCAGACAAGCAGCCUCAUCCCAUUGUGCCACAACAUCAGCCUUACCCAUAUUCGUGUUGAUCUUGCACUUAAUGAGAAAGACUUCAGUGUGGAGAUAGAAGGGGAAGCUGCAACAACAGGGAAGACAGGUGUGGAGAUGGAAGCAAUGACGGCGGUGGCUGUUGCUGGCCUCACAGUAUACGACAUGUGCAAAGCUGCUUCGAAGGACAUUUCUAUCACCGAAAUUCAUCUGGAACGUAAGACCGGAGGAAAGAGUGGGGACUGGUCCAGAAGAUAGUGAUUAACUGUCUUGUUGGUCACCAUCUUUUUGUGUUUGAGGAUGAGAGAAAUGAAAGUUAUGUACCAUCGUAUGGCAUGAAUUUUACAUUAAGGCAUAAUGCCCGUUACAUUAAACGGGAACGCUGUUUCCCUAUUAAUAGCUAAGUCAUGUUUAGUGAGUCAAGAUUAUCUCUGCCAUUUUUCAUUCACAUUUCCGAAAUCCUCCAGCAACUCAUUAGAAUGCUGUUGUGAUGGGAAAAAAAAUUACAGCAUGUUUGUAAUCUUUGAGAAGAUCGCCAAAGAAAUUAUAGAUUUCCUUGAAUGCUCUCCCUGCUA